Molecule: messenger RNA, 1431 nt
Organism: Sesamum indicum (sesame)
Lineage: Eukaryota; Viridiplantae; Streptophyta; Magnoliopsida; Lamiales; Pedaliaceae
Source: RefSeq, a predicted model, not a curated record
UCUGAGAAAUCUUCUUCUUUGGGUUUAGUUGGGGUUUCUGUAUUUUUCUUUCUCCUUUUUCUCAUAUAAGUUCCCUUUAGUUAUUCUUAAUCUUUCCCUUAAUGUAUACGUAUGCAACUACUUUCUUUUAGUUUUACAAAGAUAUUGAAAAAAAAUCUAAGUUUUAGUACAUUCUGAGGAUAUGUUAUUUUUCUGGGAAAGUUGAGAUGGGUAAGAUAUUCUUAAGCAGCUAAAAGAAUUAGUACUUGCAUGGAGUUGGAGGUGGAAGUUUCUUCCGUCUUCUUCUAAUAUUCUGUGAAAGAUGUCUUAUUCAUCUGAAGAGGAAACUGAUAUAAGUGAUUCAGAGUUGGACGAGUAUGUUGAUCGGUGCUAUGAACAGUUGAAGGAUGGCAGUCGGAAGGUGAAGUUUUCAGACGAGGUGUAUAGGUGCCCAUACUGCCCUGGGAAAAAAAAGUUGGUCUAUGCACUUAAGGACCUUCUACAACAUGCCUCUGACGUUGGGAAGGGCUCUCAAAACAGGGAUAUCAAGCACAAAGGGAAGCAUUUAGGUCUUGUCAGGUACAUUAAAGAUGAUCUUGCGCAGGAAGACCUAUCUUCUGAACUAGCUGGGUUAGCUCUUGAGGUGCCCACUGGAAAUGGUGUGUCUGAGUUGUUUGUGUGGCCAUGGAUGGGAAUUCUAGCAAAUGUUGAUGCUGAGAAAAGCUCUAGACUGAAGAAUGAUCUGGCUGAGAGAGGAUUUGAUCCAGUCAGAGUUCGACUACUGUCAACUGGCGGAUAUGCAGUAGUGGAAUUUAAGAGAGACUGGUCUGGGUUUUAUAGGGCAAUAAUGUUUGAGAAGGAAUUUGAGGUUGAUCGUCGUGGGAAGAAGGAUUAUUGUGCAUCUCCUCACUUGGCAGAUGAAUUAUACGGUUGGGUUGCCCGAGAUGAUGAUUACAAUUUGAAGGGUUCCUUAGGUGAGUAUCUUCAGAAGAACGGAGACCUGAAAACUAUUAGUGAUUUGGUGGUUGAUGAGAAGCGCAAAACUGGCCUGCUUAUUGCUAACUUGAGUAACACAAUUCAAGAAUUGCGGACACGUGUUGAUGAGCUUGAAAGCAACUACUGUAAGCCCCCUGCAGCUGAUAUUCAUGUUGCUAGUCAGAAAGAUGAGAUACAGUGAUGACUUUUUCAAAGAUAUCUUUAAUUUGUUAGAAGUGUAUGCAUGACUGAAUAUUAGGUCAUCUUUGUUAUCUAUUGUUUUCCUGUUGCCUUGUCUUCCUAAAUUUUGCACAUUGAUGUUGUAGCUUGGGAGUUCUCUAUAUCAUCUCUGCAAGUAAAAGGAAGCUGAAGGUUGAUAUGGGUACACUGUUAAGAAUUUGGUUUUUAUGUAUAUAUCUUGUAACCAGUCAGAUUUGGCUUUUCUAGCUGUAUUAUUUAAACCUUUCUCCCUCUGGU